Molecule: messenger RNA, 984 nt
Organism: Mucor mucedo
Lineage: Eukaryota; Fungi; Mucoromycota; Mucoromycetes; Mucorales; Mucoraceae
Exons: 3
Coding region: 486-959 (157 amino acids)
Molecular function (GO): protein-folding chaperone binding
Source: RefSeq, a predicted model, not a curated record
AUUAGGAAAGAAAAGAAAGACUUGAAAGAAACUUUAAACGCCGGUCCAAUCAAUAUUUGCAACAAGGCACUGAGUAACAUCCACCCUUCUUUUUUACAUUUCCCCUUCCUCUUUGGUUUUUCUUUACAGGUAAAAUAUGAGGAAUCGAUUUGAAUUGCACAACAUAAGUCUGAACUCCCUUUCUCUUUUCGUGAUUUGAAUAGUGUAAAAAGCUGUAUCGUCACAUACAUUCAUUUAAAAUUUCGUCGAUUUACAGUACAUUUUAUCUUGUCUUUCUCUUUUGGAAGGUCUUUGUAGCCUGCCUAAAGUCUUUCUUUGGCUACCGCAAGGUUUCCGAAAGAGAAAUCAAGACCACUGUUACACUCUCUUGGAAUAACAAAAAAAUACAAUUGAACUUCAAGGAGUUUCCAAGGGGUUUUGAUGAGGCUACGGUAAAGGAUCUUAAAGAAAAGUGUAAACUUUUAACAGAUGUUCCUAUUGCCUCAAUGAAGCUUCAGGUGUCGGGUGCCAACAUGAAGGAUAACACGGCUACACUAACAAGCGCUGGUGUCUGCAAAAACUCUAUUCUUACUUUAAACGGUGAAAAGGUUGAUGAAUCGGUAGUGAAGCAAACAGCGUCAGGAAAUCCAGAAGAAUAUGGAUUAAUGACUCGAAUUGCCAAAGUUGUUGACACUUUAUCGGACGGCACUCUGGAACAAAUUAGCGAAUUUGAAGGAUUAAUUACAAAAGCACAAAAGAAGAAAAAGUUAAAUGCUACCGACAAAAAGACUUUACAAGAUCGUGGUAUUUUCUUGUCCGAAAAGAUCAUGCAAGGCUUAAUCAGUUUGGAUGGUGUGGAAUGUCCAAGUACGUUUGAAACAGCUAGACAGCGCAGAAGAGAGGGUGUGAAAUUAUCUCAGGCACUUUUAGAGAGAGUUGAUAAAUCUAGAGCAAUUGUUAAAGAAUUGUGUAAAAAAUAAAUUUGAUUUUUUCGUUUUCCUUUUC